AUGGUAGCAGCGGCGUUCGAAAACUGCCGGGCCGAACACGUCGCCGCCGAGGGCGAUCGUGUCGAUCAGUUUGCCUUAAAGCCGAAAGUCUCCAAGGAACUGAAGACUACGCUCGCCGAAUCUCGCAAGUGGAUCGCAGCACACAUCGACAACCAAACGCUCAAGGUCAAGAAAGAAUCUAGGCUUGCCGUGCGUGCAUGCUGCCGCGGUUAUGCUCGACAUCCGCUAUCGGUUGGAUCCGCGCACGGGGGUCGACGAGUACUUUCACUUGGCUGCAUGGAAGCAGACUUACGCGGUGACAUCGCUCCAACCUGUUCCACCUUGGGCCGAAUGGAAGGUGCUUCGUUGUCCUCCUGAGCGUCAUGUGGUCACGGAUGGAGAGGACGAUAGUGACUCAAAUAGCGAGGAAGAGGGUGCCGUUAUCAAUCCGCCACAUUUCCCCAAGCGUACAGGACGUUCGAUCAAGCGCAGGAUCCGGGGUGCGGGCGAGAGGGCCAAGCGCGACACGAUCUGUGGCCUCUGCAAAAGGCUCGGACAAAACCGAUUUGUUUACGAUAG
Messenger RNA from Microbotryum saponariae, 558 nucleotides. The record is from the annotation of a GenBank genome assembly. Lineage: Eukaryota; Fungi; Basidiomycota; Microbotryomycetes; Microbotryales; Microbotryaceae.